GAGUAAGUAGGAAAGUUCUUCUAUGCAGAUCAAGACAGAAAGGAGAUUAGUUAGUGUUGUAGGAGUAGUUAAGACCAAAACCACUUAUCCACCAUUAAAAAACCUAAGAUUUGUGUUAGAAAAGUAUCACUUUCUCUUCCUCUUCUUCUUCUUCAUCAUCAUCAUGCUUGCCCGAAUCAUCUUCCUAUCCGCAGUUGCUGCCGCCAUUCUCGUCGUUCUUCUUCUGACCUUGUUUUCGCCCGUGCCUGAAAAUAACCCGUCGGAAUCUCUAAUCUCCUUCUCCUUAUACGUCCAACAACCCCGAGCCCGAUCCUCCCCUUUCUCACGCCCUUACCAUCAUCGCCCGCAUCACAAGCAAAUGGUAUCAUCACCCCGAGGAGGAGCGUUGAUUUUCCAUCGGGCACUCACCGAGGGUCCCGAGAACACGUCUCGGGUAGUCGGGAAGGCUCAGGGAUUCAUCAUCCCACAGGAGGAGUUUGCCAGAUCGGAUUUUAACGUAAUUUACCUGACGUUCGAGACGGGGACGGAGUAUAAAGGGAGUGUGAGUGUUAGGGCAAGGGAGAUGGAACACAAGGACGAGGAGGUUCUCGACAUUGUAGGAGGGACAGGAGCUUUUGCCUUCGCUCGUGGGAUUGCUGUUUUUGCAGUUUUGGGCAGUGAAGAUUCUGUAACCACUUAUCGUCUUAAGCUUAUGCUUAGGUUCCCCGACAGAUCUCACACAGUUAGAACCGUUGAUCUUUUAUAAAUGAGUAUUUUUUUUACCA
This is a messenger RNA of Tarenaya hassleriana, 764 nucleotides long. Its product is annotated as dirigent protein 11. The record is from RefSeq and is a predicted model, not a curated record. The transcript has a single exon. Lineage: Eukaryota; Viridiplantae; Streptophyta; Magnoliopsida; Brassicales; Cleomaceae. The coding region runs from base 23 to 745 and encodes 240 amino acids.